AUGUCGUCUCACGGAUUCAGCGUUAUGAAUCUGGCGCGAGAUGUAAAGUCUGCCUCACUCAGAGAACGAGAAAAGGCUGUCGAUGAACUGGCGCAUCUUCUCAACCCACGAAAUCGAUCCACAAACCUUUCCGAUCUCGGCGACAAGAGCUAUCAUGAGAUAUUCGAGGCAAUCUUUAGUUUCGUGCUUCGAGAGAAGCCAGUAUUCUACGAUAAGAAGAAAUCACAAACAACGUUGAAUUCCACGACAUCUCGGUUAUCGAAAUGUGCAGAUGCUGUGCGCAUGGCAGUGGGACGUGGCAACGCAAAGAUUGGUCGAAAGACUCUACUUGCGAUCGUGGAUCAUAUUACUCAAGUCCUCCAUGGACCUAACAACGACGAGUUUGUGCCUCCACUACUACAGGACUACAUCAAAGCCUUGACCGAAGUUCUCUCAAGACCAGCCCAUGUAGAGAUUCUUGCUAGAAAAGAUGGUCAACCUUGGGAGCUUUGCGUCGGGUUCUUUCUCGAUGUUGCUCGGUCCUUACUCCCAGAUGAAGGAGACGUUCCAACUCUGGCAUUGGCUCGGGCAUCACCAGCUUUGACUAGAGCAUCGCCAGCUUUGACCCGAUCAUCGCCAGCACCAGGGUCAGGAUAUGGUCGAUCGGGUGGGCGAUCAACUCCUUCGACUCAAAGUCAGAGACGAGGUGCGCCUGGGGAGGGUGGUCUUUUGAAAGAUGUUUUGGAAGGACUCUACUACCUUGUCAUAAGUGGAAACGCGCCACUACUCCGGCAUUUCAAGGAUAUCACACCCAUCGUGCUUAGAGUUUUGAGCAUGAAGCAGCUCAGUCUCGGCUCCUUGCAGACGCUGGCAUUUGCCAUCCUAAAUGCCAUAUUCUCAGCCACGCAUGCCGAUGACCUGACACACGCCGGCUCCAUGGUGCAAAGUCUACUGCCACUGAUGAGCCACUGGUGGAGGUCCGAAAAGGUGUCGCAGGACGAAGUUAUCAGAGCACUAAGAAUUGAAAUUUCCAGAAGCAUUCUCUUAACAUACCUUCAUAUCGAGCAUCUGGUCAUCAGUUCCUCAGAUGAAACCAUUCGCUUAGAUCUCGAGGAUUUGGUCGAAAAUGUUUGGUCUGAAUAUUCAAGACGUGGCGAAGCCUUCCGCUUACAGAUGAGCGAUAUUACUUUUGACAUGUCCUCUUUGCCAACAUAUGGUUUGCAGCUUGAUGUAUUUGGUUUGCGCACACACAAUGUCUACGGGGAAGGCCAUUGGGCUACUAUACAAAACCUAGCGUUUCUUGAACGCAUCAUGAUACUGCCUCGUUCGAGGAUACAGGGAGAUGAUGCAGAACAGGAUGAGCAGCCGCGAAAGAGGAGACGUACUCGCCAAGACAUGAGCCGAAUCAGGCUCAAGCUCAAGGCUCUCGAAGUGACAGUUCGGAGGACUGCUCUACAAUUGAUCCCAUUUCUCCUUGCAGGUAAUUCAUUCAGUCGUGAUGAACUUCUCGACCUGCUUCCCGACCUGGUGUCUUUGGCAACUGACAAGAACCCUGUUACGGCUUCCUGGGCCCUAAUAGCUUCUGCAAGCUGUAUUAUGUACGCAAAGGAGUGUCAUGCUGAAGUGGACAUCUGGCGGCAAUUCUGGCACCUUGCUACACGCUCUGUCAGUUUACCAGGAACAAGUCGCGCAGCCUGUAUACUCCUGCACGCGAUCGUUGAAGCAGACGUUCUCCCGUAUCACACAAUUGCCCAGGACAUCAACAAUGUGGUGACGACUGCAGAUGUCAGUGGCCCCAGUGUUUUAUGCGAUGCCUCUAUCAGUUUGAUGUUUCAUAUUCUUCAUCUGCGUAACGCAAGAAUACCGAGUGCAAGUCAGAGUACUUGUCAUCAUAUAAUUCGAUGGGUUUUCCUUCGAUGGAACCCUAAUGAAUCCGCAUUUGCAUCAUAUCACUCUGUACACGUCCAACCGAUUCAACUGGUGAAUCUCAUUCGAGCUUGUUGCGGAAUGAAAGUUCUGGAGUUGAAUUCUCACACAGCCGUCCCAGGAGGCCCUUUGACGGAGACAUGGAGUGCUUUCAAAGAGAUCGAGCCAUUUACACGGUACACUCUCCUGACCAAAGAUGAACCUGACAGUUCUGCUACUAUUGGGGCUUGCUGCUUCGCAGGACCAACGAACCCACCUCCCCUGGCAGAUGCCAACGCGCGUUAUGCUUCCCAAAAGCUAACACUGGAGCUGUUCCAUCCCAAGCUGGGUGAACUGACAGACCUCUGUACAUCUUGGACCAAGAAGAUGAACGAAGGCGGUAUACAGAUCUCAUUUGACCGCUUUCAGAGUCUUCUAUCAGCCUGCUUGACAGGCACAUUGCUUUUGCCACUGCUCAACGAUCUCAAUUCGACUCAGUCCUCAUCUCUCGAAUCUACUCUAAAAGAGAUUGUUGAUAAAGGCUUGAGUUCAGCUUUGUCUUCCGUUGAACCUACUUCGUUUGUGGAUUCUGUUUUGCGAGCAAUUCGGUCUGUGAUGCCUGAUCUAACAACGGCGAGCCUGAACCAGCUGCAAGCAGCCAACCCUAGCCUCCUACAUCUCUUCUCUAGACUAUGGAGCUCAGUUGGAGAGCAAAAAGAUCAAACAAAGCUUGACAGCAAUGUCGAUUUAAUGGACAUCGAUGAUGAUUUUGAUUCGCAAAGUAGCAGGGCAAGCUCCGUGCAUGCGCCCGUUGCUGCCCCAAGAUUUAAUAUCCAGAUGAAAUUGGACGCGCAGGCGUUCUAUACCGAAACGAGGGCCCGGCUUCAUUUCUUGUCUAUCAUUAGCGAAGAUGUUGGGCAGAUUGGUCUUGUCCCCGAUAUCUACGUGGAGUAUCUCAUCAACAUGCCAGAUGAUGACUUACUGAUGUGUCAGAAUCUUCUGUUCGAGCUGUUUAGUUCUGACCUCAUUGUCACCCCAGAUAAUGCAUUAGCCAUCAUCGAGAGGCUUGGGGAAUACGUUGGCCAGCCUGAAUACCAGUGUGCUGAAGUUGCUUUGAGCACCUGUAUUGGAGUUAUUGAUGGGCUUCAUCCGAUCUGGCUGAACGACAAGCGAUAUCUCUCCGAAAGAGUUGGCGAUCUUUACUACCACUUCAUCAAGGUUUGCCUUUCUUCAAACAUAUUCUCACCACGAGCUCAAACGUCCAUGGUUCGGUUACUAUUUACUCUUCUACGGACCAACACGGAGUACGGUAAAGAUCAAGGCCUCGAUUCACCACGAACUUGUCUCCUCUACAUCCUAAAAAAUGGUCCGAUGUCGGUCAAGUACACAAUAUCCCAAAAGAUUGCCAACGUAUUCGACCUUUUUGUCCUCAAACUUCACGACGAGGUAUUUGUGGAUGUGCUCGAUAGUCUACCAACAGAUCCUUUAGAUACAACUGGCAUUGCGUUUCGCCUACUGGUCCUGUCAAAUCUUGCAUGCAGAUGGUCGACCUUGCUCAGAAGAUGCACCUACCAUAUCUUUGAAACACCGGGAAAGAUCCCUGACUCAACCGAGUAUGCGACUCGAUGCUUGAUCAAUGUGUCCAGGACAUUAAAAUUGGAGUCGCCAAAGGCCCUAUUCCGCCUAUUUUCCCGCCAGCUCCUUUAUACUUGGCUGGAGUGUGACCUAAUAGAGGAUAUUCCGUUCUCCAUUUUCGGGUUUGCCACCCUAGGAGACCUCCUCAAAUCUGCCCAGUCUGAAGCCGUUGGAUUGACUGUGAUGAGAGGGCAAGAUGAUGCCUUUUCGGAGGUCUGUCGCGUUCUGGGAAGCUCUAAAGGCGACCUCGUUCGCGAGAGCUUCACUACUGCUAUUGCUUACAGUAUGAUUUAUGGUGAUGCGAAUGGAGGUGACGAUAAAGAUCGAGGUGAAGCCAACGUCAAAAAGCUGCUCGGAAGCAAAACAUACACGGAGUUGAUUUACAUAAACUUCGUUGACAUCGCUGCCCUCUUCUUUGACCUCAUCGACCAGGAGAACUCUCUGGAGAAGGUGUUCACCAGAUUCAAGCUCGAUUACGCUGCUGACAUUCUGAGCGCUGUGAAAACAAUUUCUCACUCACCAGCUGAACUACCAGCGAAUCAGCAACCAAUGUUCAAAGCGAAAUAUCUCAUCAGUGAACUUCACAGACUGUGCAAGAAUACAGAGUUUCAGUUUCACGAUCUGUGGACGCCCCCUUUGGUUGUAUCAAUUGCUCGCAAACUUCUCAAUACUGUACAUCCAGCUUUGGGGCCCUUGCAUGCCUGCUCGGUGCUUCGAAAAGUUCGAGUCUUAAUCUCUCUUGCUGGCUCAGUUGCGUUGGACUCUUACCCGUUAGAGAUGCUUUUGAACGCAACGCGCAAGUUUAUUACGGACUCAGAAUGUGCGGAUGAUGCGUUGGGUAUAAGUCAGUAUCUCCUGGCGGAGGGUGCCAGUCAUCUGAGUAAUGCUCCUUCAUUCCUUGCUGGGCAUGCUCUGUCAACACUUGCAUCACUUCGUGUUUUCCUGGAGUCAAGCCAGUCUAGCACAACCCAAGAGAGCCAGUUCAAAGCGACGAUGAGCAAAGCAGAAAAGUUUCACGGAUGGUACAGCAAGUAUCUGGAGGAGUAUGACUCACCAAUGUUCAAGAAUCUCGCGCAGAAGAGUGCCUUCAAGUCGAUUACGCAGUCAGCCGCUCGUAUUCGAUCUUCUGGUAAUGCUGAGCGAGGAACUGCAGAGAGCAAACUCCUGUUGGAUAUCUUGGACGAUGGGGGCGCGGAUCACCAGUUGCUCAACGAUUCUUCUCGCCAGCUUGCCCUUGGUCUCCUUUGCGGAGACUUUAGCAUCCCCGACUCAAUCAAGGAUGACAUUAUCGAAUCCGAUCAGGAUGCCUUGAAGCAUUCCACAGCUGUGUGGAAGAGCUGUGAUACGGAAAGCCUCAGCGAAGAGUAUCUGGCGUGGGCUGGGCGAGUUGUCGGGCGAGCCUUUUCAGCAUCCGGCGAGAUUCCAGCCGAUAUCCUUUGCGAAUCAUAUCUUACCCGCUAUCAGCAGAUAGCUCCCGGUUCUAACGGCUCAGAGAUGGGUAUACUUUACCUUCUCCAGGACCUUACAUCCACGCCGGAUUCUGUCACUGCUGGGCUCGCUGAAGCUGCUUUGAGGUCAAUUGUCUCUGAUGCCACAUUGCUAGACGAUGAGCCACUGAUUGUAGCAUGCCAAAAGAGUCUAACAGAGUCUCUCCUGGUUACAUCGCAAUGGGGCACACAUAGAUCGCCUCCGUCCGACAAAGGUCCUGCAACCCCCAACUCUUCACCAAUCCAGCAAGAUGUUUGGUCCAUGGAUAUCGCUUCAAAGGAUUGGCUUCCGAGCCUCAGUGCACAUCUAGCUCAGUCUGUUCCAGAGUCAAUCAUCCUUUCAGUUCUUGCCCCUAUACUUGCCCGAGUUGAGUAUUUCGCAGAAAGUGUGUUCCCUUUUGUCGUUCAUCUCGCACUCUACUUUCCGAUAAACCAACCACAUUCCCCCAAGCGACAGCUCUCCGUGGCAAUCAAAAGCUGGCUUCAAUGCACAAAUCCAAUAGCCAAAGAAAAUCUCAAGCUUCUUAUCAACACGCUGCUGUAUCUGAGGACACAACAGUAUCCAAAGGAAUCUUCAAUAGCUGACAGGUCACACUGGCUGGAAGUGGAUUCUGCAUCGGUUGCAUCCACGGCAUCGCGAUGCGGCAUGUAUAAGACAGCUUUGUUAUUUGCUGAAUAUGUUUCCCCGGAAACCUCACGGUCAUCAAGAAGGUCUUCAGCUGUGAAGGAAGUGGAUAUCAGUGAAACUCUUCUCUCAAUUUUCGAGAAUAUUGACGACCCUGAUGCAUACUAUGGACUACCAGAGGAGCCCAGCCUUUCGAAGGUCCUUGCUCGCGUGGAGUACGAAAACGAUGGCCCUCGAAGUCUUGCAUUCAGAGGUGCCCAAUACGACAGCAACAUCCGCCUUGGUAACCCAUUGUCCCAGUCAGAUGGACAAGCCUUAGUAAGAGCCUUGGGCACUCUCGGCUUGUCUGGUCUCUCCAACUCGCUUCUUCAAACACAAGAAAGUUUGGAAUCUUCUCCCGCCGCCCUCGAGGACACCUUCGACACUGCCAGGAAGUUGGAGAUCUGGAACCUACCGGCGCCCUCGAGUGACCAUCACGCGGUCACGGUCUACAAAGCAUACCAAAGCAUUCAUCAGGCAGCAGAUAUUGCCAAUGUCAGGACUGCUGUACAUGAUGGCUUCGGUCGCACCAUGAGCAGCUUGGUCGCACAUGGUCUCAAUGCUACUGCCCUGAGGAAACGGCUGGGAGCUCUGGCUUUGUUGACAGAGCUCGACGAUGUUCUGGGUGUUUCUGACACUUCGGAGAUGGAUAGCCUCAUUGAAAAGUUCAAAGGCCGAGGUGACUGGAUGAGAAGUGGACUGUACGGCAGUGUUAGUCAGAUCUUGUCUUGUCGUGGCACCACGAUGAGCAUGAUCAGCCAACAAAACACCCUGCGAACCAACAUUAAGCUUUCUGCGGCUGCUGCAAGACAAAUGGAGGUCGAGGCGAUGAUUACUGCUUCCCAAAUCUAUCGUUACCAUCAGGCAACGCAGGAAAGUCUCAAUAUAUCGACCAGGCUCACCAACCUCAUCUCGCCAUGCGCAGCGUUGGACCUUCAUGUAGAUGCAGCAGUCAACAUCGAGACAGCUAAUUCUCUCUGGGAUUACGGGGAGAUGAGCACAUCCAUACGCAUGCUUCAGGGCAUUGACAAAGAUGCUUCCCUGAAGAAGCAAACCCUUCCAGUCAGCCGAUCCGACUUGCUGUCUAAAAUUGGUUAUCAGGUAUCUGUCGCCCGCCUUGAGAAACCACAUGAUAUCCAGAAGAACUAUCUGGAGCCUGCACUGAAGGAGCUCAAAGGUAAAGGCCAAGGCCGUCAAGCGGGUUCCGUUUUCCACCAGUUCGCCAUGUUCUGUGAUCAGCAACUGCAAGAUCCGGAUGGGUUGGAGGAUCUGACAAGACUUCAGAGUCUGAAGAAGGCCAAGAGUGACGAGGUUUCAGAAUUGAAAACCUUGAUUAGCAGUACAAAGGACGCCCAGCUGAAGACCAGAUACUCGCAUGUCCUGAAUAAGGAGAAGCAAUGGCUAGACCUUGACGAGCAGGAGUUACGUCGUGUGGAACAGACUCGCAGCGAAUUUGUUCAUCUGAGUCUUGAGAACUACCUCCUAUCUCUCAUCGCUUCGGACGAACAUAACAACGAUGCACUCCGUUUCACGGCCCUUUGGCUAGAGCGAUCGGAAGAGGAGGCUACGAACAAAGCAGUCAUGCGAUACCUGUCCGAAGUACCAACAAGGAAGUUUGCUAGUCUCACCAACCAGUUGACAUCUCGGCUGCAAGACCACGAUACCACUUUUCAAAAGCUGCUGUUGGAGUUGGUCUACAAAAUCUGCGUGGACCAUCCCUAUCACGGCAUGUAUCAGAUUUGGUCGGGGACUAAAGCAAAGGCCCAGCAAAAAGACGAUGUAGCGGUCUUGCGUGUCAGAGCAACAGAUCGUGUUGCUAAGCGUCUCGCCGAGACACAGUCCGUGGCCAACAUUUGGCUCUCAAUCGACAAGACUAGCAAGUACUAUCAUGCCCUUGCCAUGGACAGGAACCCGAAUAAGUACAAGUCGGGUGCGAAGAUUCCACUCAGAGAUUCAACACCAGGUCAUAACCUCGUCAAUUGCCUGGCAAAAUACCGUAUUCCCUCACCCACUAUGCAUGUGGAACUGUCAGCUACAAAGGAUUACUCCAAAGUACCAAUUAUCUCUAAGCUGGAGCCUACCAUGACUAUCGCUUCUGGUGUCAGUGCGCCCAAGAUUAUUACUGCCAUUGGAAGUGAUGGUGUGCGCUACAAGCAACUUGUCAAAGGAGGACACGAUGAUCUACGACAAGACGCCAUCAUGGAGCAAGUCUUUUCCGCCGUUUCGUCUCUGCUGAAGCUUCAUAGGACGACUCAGCAGCGGAGCCUAGGAAUCAGGACGUACAAGGUACUUCCACUGACAGCAUCGUCUGGCCUGAUCGAAUUCGUUCCCAACACAAUUCCACUCCACGAAUUCUUGAUGCCGGCCCAUGAGAGAUACUACCCAAGAGACUUGAAAGGAUCCCAAUGUCGUAAGGAGAUCUUCGGAGUCCAGAGUCGAACAAUAGAGACCAGAAUUAGUACCUACCGCAAGGUCACCGAGAAGUUUCACCCAGUCAUGAGAUACUUCUUCAUGGAGAAUUUCAUGGAUCCGGAUGAAUGGUUCCUCAAGAGGUUGGCAUACACGAGAAGCACGGCGGCUAUAUCAAUGCUGGGACACAUCCUUGGCCUGGGUGAUCGACAUGGACACAACAUUCUCUUGGACCACAAAACAGGAGAGGUGGUUCACAUUGAUUUGGGUGUUGCAUUCGAGGCUGGCCGUAUCCUACCGGUUCCGGAAUUGGUACCUUUCAGGCUGACGAGAGACAUUGUAGAUGGAAUGGGAAUUACAAAGACAGAAGGAGUCUUUCGACGAUGUUGCGAGUUCACUCUGGAUGCUUUGAGAGAAGAGCAGUACUCGAUCAUGACUAUCUUGGAUGUGUUGCGUUUCGAUCCGCUGUACACAUGGUCGAUCUCGCCCCUUAGACUCGCCAAGCUUCAAAAGGCAAGACAUAAUGAUGAAACUCUGAUAGAUGACGAGCAAAGCGAGGCCGAGACGAAGAAGGGCAAGAAAGCCGCAGGGCAUGUUAACGAGCCCUCUGAAGCCGAUCGUGCGUUGGAGAUUGUGAGAAAGAAGCUCUCCAAGACGUUGAGCGCCACUGCUACUGUCAACGAUUUGAUCAAUCAAGCGACAGAUGAGCGUAAUCUGGCAGUUUUGUAUUCUGGAUGGGCUGCAUAUGCUUGA
This is a messenger RNA of Fusarium sp. VM40, 8832 nucleotides long. NCBI's taxonomy places the organism in Eukaryota, Fungi, Ascomycota, Sordariomycetes, Hypocreales, Nectriaceae. The record is from the annotation of a GenBank genome assembly.